AUGUCAAUUUCAUCCUUAUCUCUGUCCGAUUCAUCCGACGAAGAGUUGGAAAAUAUAUGUCAAUUGGCAGAAACAUAUGCUCAAUUGUAUCAAAAAAUUGAGCAUAUCAACAAUGAAGAUGAGGGAAGCUCACGGCAACGUCGACGGAGAACAUACAUAGAGAGGAAUCGUGAAGAUGGUCAUACUCGAUUAUUCAAUGAUUAUUUUUCUGAUAACCCCGUGUAUCCAAGUUCUUAUUUUCGUCGUAGGUUUCGAAUGAGAAAACAUGUCUUUCUUCGUAUAGUAGAUCGCCUCUCCAAUGAAAUGGAGUUCUUUCAGCAACGGCGUGAUGCUACAGGAAGAGAUGGAUUGUCAUCAUUACAAAAAUGCACAGCAGCAAUACGUGUAUUGGCAUACGGCACAGCUACUGACACUGUUGACGAAUAUCUUCGUCUUGGAGAGAGCACCACAAGGGCAUGUUUGAAGCAAUUUGUUGAAGGGAUAUGUUCUCUAUUUGGUGAGGAAUACCUACGACGACCAAAUUCUACUGAUGUACAACGAUUAUUAUUUGUUGCAGAGACACGUGGUUUUCCAGGCAUGCUAGGAAGUAUUGAUUGUAUGCACUGGGAAUGGAAAAAUUGUCCGGCUGCUUGGAAAGGCCAAUUCGAACGUGGAGAUCAUGGCAAACCUACAGUUAUAUUGGAAGUUGUAGCCUCAUACGAUCUAUGGAUUUGGCAUGCAUUUUUUGGCACACCAGGUACAUGCAAUGACAUUAAUGUACUUGAUCGAUCUCCGGUAUUUAACGACGUUUUGAAUGGCAGAGCUCCAGAGGUUAAUUUUGUUAUCAACAACCAUCAAUAUAAUAUGGGAUAUUAUCUUACUGAUGGAAUUUACCCUCCGUGGGCAACCUUUGUUCAAUCGAUUCGUCUCCCUCAAGGUUAUAAAGCACAAUUAUUUGCGCAACAUCAAGAAGCGGUUCGAAAAGAUGUGGAACGUGCUUUUGGUGUAUUACAAGCUCGGUUUGCCUUCAUUAAAACUCCAUCACUUAUUUGGGAUAUUAAUUUACUAGGUAAAAUAAUGAGAGCAUGCAUCAUAUUACAUAAUAUGAUUGUAGAAGAUGAAAGGGACAGUUAUGUGCAUUAUUACGAUACAUCUCAAUAUGAUCAAGUGGAGACAAAUGAUAACUCGAAUUGGUCAUACAACAAUACGAGACAUGCAACUAUGGAUCAAUACCUACGGAACAGAAUGCGACUCCGAGCUAGAGAAACACACCACCAGCUCAAAGCGGAUUUAGUUGAACACAUUUGGGAGAAAUUUGGUCAAUCGACUAAUUAAUUUAUUUGAAAAAUAUAUUGUAAUAUUAUGUA
Andrographis paniculata is the source of this 1346-nucleotide messenger RNA. RefSeq lists its product as uncharacterized. The transcript has a single exon. Bases 1 to 1314 code for a protein of 437 amino acids. NCBI's taxonomy places the organism in Eukaryota, Viridiplantae, Streptophyta, Magnoliopsida, Lamiales, Acanthaceae. The record is from RefSeq and is a predicted model, not a curated record.